AGUGAGGCGGGAGCCCGCCGCCGCGGGCCGGGGCUGUGGGCAGCGGCGCUGGAGGGCCGGAAGUGCCAACUUUAUAUGGCUCACAUGCAUGCUGACAACAUGCACCACCAGUGGCUGCUGCUAGCUGCAUGCUUUUGGGUGAUAUUCAUGUUCAUGGUUGCUAGCAAGUUUAUCACAUUGACUUUUAAAGACCCAGAUGGCUAUGGUUCCAAGCAAGAGCCAUUGAUUCUGACAGCUGUGACAAAAGUGGAGGAGGUACAUGUGCCACAGGAAAAACAUUGGCCUCAAGAAUUCCAGCCAACUGGAAAAGCAUUUUCAGGAAAUCUGAUCCGCCAACCCCUGGUUCAUAUGGAAAGACUUGAGCUUCUCAGGAAUGUCUGCAAAGACACUGCAUUGAGAGAUCUCUCUCAUACUGCAGUUUCCAAAUUCGUCUUGGACCGAAUAUUUGUGUGUGACAAGCACAAGAUCCUGUUUUGUCAGACGCCAAAAGUGGGCAACACUCAGUGGAAAAAAGUCUUGAUCGUUUUAAAUGGAGCAUUUUCUUCCAUAGAAGAGAUCCCAGAAAACAUUGUACAUGAUCAUGAGAAGAAUGGCCUUCCACGCUUGUCCUCUUUCAGUGACUCUGAAAUUAAAAAACGACUGAAUUUAUACUUCAAGUUUUUUAUUGUUAGAGAUCCAUUUGAAAGACUUAUUUCUGCGUUUAAGGACAAGUUUGUGCACAAUCCUCGAUUUGAACCUUGGUACCGGCAUGAAAUUGCUCCCGGCAUCAUCCGUAAGUACAGGAAGAACCGCACAGAGACCAAAGGGCUGCAGUUUGAGGAUUUUGUGCGCUACCUGGGGGACCCUAAUCACCGAUGGCUGGAUCUUCAGUUUGGUGACCACAUCAUUCACUGGGUAACAUACGUGGAACUUUGUGCUCCCUGUGAAAUCACAUACAGUGUGAUUGGACACCACGAGACCCUGGAGGAUGAUGCUCCAUAUAUCUUGAAAGCAGCUGGCAUAGACCACUUGGUAUCAUACCCCACAAUCCCCCCAGGCAUAACAGUGUACAACAGAACAAAAGUAGAGCGGUAUUUUUCAGGAAUUAGCAAGAGAGACAUAAGACGCCUCUAUGCACGAUUUGAAGGCGAUUUUAAACUCUUCGGUUAUCGUGAGCCUGAUUUCUUGCUUAACUGACACCUGGGAUAAGAUCUGAAAAAGUGUCUCAUGGAUUAAUCUAAUCCUGUGUGAAUACCAGCUGCAACACUGGCAGAGCUGAGAAUGACCAUUUGUUUUCUAGCUUUUUGAUGUUGCUCCACUUUUCAGUGAAAUAUUUGUCAUAUGAACAACUAGGGGCUUACAGUUGUUGUUUCCUGAUCAUGUUUUCAGUACAUUAUUGCAAUCUGUUAGGAAUUAUGUCUCUGUUAUCUAAAAUACAGAAUUUGACUUCUCCCCUCCUCCCUUCAGGAAAAAGGAGGAAGAACAAAUGGGCUAGGAUCUUCCUCUCCUCCCAGACAGAAUGCCAUUUUUGAAAUGUUAAGUAUUUAUAAAGGUGACAAUUUCACUGUAGGUUAACCCUGACGUGUGGGUAAACAUAAUGAUUCCUGCUCAUGAGAUAGUCAUGUAGUCUCCCAUGAGCUUUGUAAAUGAGAGGCCAGUACAAGACUAGAAAUUAAUUAAAUGCUUGACAAAUAUAACCAUCUAGGUUCUGUCAUGUGGCUGCUACAAUAAUGCUGAUCUAAUCCCAUUCUUGUCUGUCAAAAAAUGAACCUAAUUAGACAGAUGCUUUUAGGGAUGUACAAAAAUGAACUGGUUCCACAUCCCAAUUGUCUCUGUAUUUUUGUCAAGUGUUUACUGUAUUUACUACUGGUGUAUUGAGCCUCAUAAUUCUACUUUUGAUUUUCAAGAGAUUAUUUAACUCCUGGCUAUGUAAGUUAUGUGAGAACACCAGCUGCAAGUGGAGCAUAGAAGAAAUAUGAAACUGCUAAGGAAACUGUUAAGGAAAAUUAAUUUAAAGUAUCAGUUGUAUUUGUGGGAGCACAUAUAAUAAUCAUAAGAUGCUCUCACGCAACUUAACUUGUCUUUUCUUCUAACAGUUAAGAUUAAUAAAGAAGUUACAAAAGCAAGAUGUCAUAAUAAAGAGCUGCUUACUUGGAUUAAAGAUCCACCUUUUCCUUAUAUCCAGCCUUGCUCAGUUCAGUACCUCAGAGAACAGAAAGUUUAUCCCCCUCUGAAUAUUGAUCUCCAUACUACUAAAGGAGAGAAGGAGACAAGAUGAAUCCCUGAUUUUUCUGGUGAUUCACUGCCACAGUGUCCCAAGUCAAAAAUUACUGACAUUUAUGUUACUGAUGUGGUAAAUUAGCUAUUUGCCAAAAGUUUAAAUGUUGCCUAAAUUUGUGUACCCAUUUAAUGCAUUAAAAAAAAAAAAGGAAUGAAUUGAGUGGAUGCAGCCAUCGUAUUUGCUUGUGCUUGUAUUUUGUCUUAUAAAGAGCAGUCCCUUGUCUGAGUUCACCAGCAAUAAAAUCAGUGUGCUGCCAGAAGAGAGAUAGACCAAAUAUCUGAAAUACAGGAAUUGCUCUGUCACAGUGAGCAUGUGAACUGUAUUUUUGAAAUCAUUGUCCCAAAAGAUUUAUUUUCAGAUCAGCAUAAUGUUGCUGGCUAGAAAUGCUAAUGAUGGCCAGUGCUAUGGAAUCUGUUUUUAAAUCCAGCCACUGUAUGUUUUUGAUAGCUUUCUGUAUUAACACAAGGAAGCAUCUUGCACUUGUGUGAAAGGAAAGCUGUGCCAAGCUGACAUGUGCUGCUACCCACAAACAAGAAGCCCUGUUGUAGGUGAAAAUUAUUUCAGAAAGAUCUCAACAGAUGACCUGAAAUAAAGUAGAAGAAUCAUUAACUGGGCAUUGUUAGCAAGAGAAUAAUCCAGGGUGGCAAAGUUGGAAGGUAGGAUAUUUUUUCAGGUUGGUUUGUUUUGGUUUUUUUAACAAUUACAGUGCCCUAACUUGGUAGUUCUUAACCAAUGAUAAAAAGAUGUUAACAGCUCCAAGUUUUUCUGUAGUUUUCUUAAUAUGGAAACUUAGCAAAAUGCACUGAUAAAUGCAUUUUGGAGCUAAUAACCUGAUUGAUUACCUUGCUGCCAAUUUGAAAUGUAACAGUGAAUAAUGUAUAGUAAAUUCAGGCCUUAAAGUUUAAUAAAGUAGAAUUGUUUUCCUCUGAAAGUAUAAGCUGCUGAUCCCACAGAAGGCCAAUGUAUGUUUUUCUUUUUCUUGGUAAAUUACUUAAUGUAUUGCUUGCUUAAAAAUUGCCAGAUGAAAAGUGCUACAUAAAUAUUAAGUAAUAAUAUUUUUUUUCUGAUAGCUUUCUCUGCAUUGAGUUCUGAGCUCUGAACAGAGUUAUGGACUGACCUAGGCAGAGGUGUAUAAUCCUCUCCCAUCUCUGCAUUCCCAUCUUUUCAGGCUGGAACUGGAAUGCAUGUUAUCAUUUCUUCAAUUCAAAUGUGAAGUUUCUCCAUUCAGUUAUAUGUUCCUGAACUAUAUUUUCUUUCUAGAAGCGUGGGUUUGUUUUUUUCUUCCUUACAUGAAAGUAACAACAGUGCAAUUUUGGCACAUCUUUUGAGGAAACUUGUAUACCAUGAUGGUCCUUGGCAGAUGUAGUAGGACUCUCCUAAAAUUGGUGCAGUGCAGGCAGGACAGUCAGAGUGUGCUGUGUUAGGGAGGAGGCUCUUGCCAUGCCAGUUAUGAUAAAUUAAAUGCUUGUGGUUUGUUUCAGCUUGAUUGUACUCUGCACAAGGCUUUUACAAAUGUAGUCUCAGUGGCACGCACAAACAUCAUUUGGCUGUUCAGAUGUUAUUUGCAUACCACUUUCAAACUGCAGAUGAUAUUUAUGUCAUAUUUUUGGAACUGCUGGCCCAGAUUAUUCUUUCUCUUUUCUUUUUAUUGUUACAGCUUCAGAAAACAAAUUCACAUCCUUA
Molecule: messenger RNA, 3943 nt
Organism: Agelaius phoeniceus (red-winged blackbird)
Lineage: Eukaryota; Metazoa; Chordata; Aves; Passeriformes; Icteridae
Gene: CHST10
Product: carbohydrate sulfotransferase 10
Biological process (GO): carbohydrate biosynthetic process; proteoglycan biosynthetic process
Cellular component (GO): membrane
Molecular function (GO): sulfotransferase activity
Source: RefSeq, a predicted model, not a curated record